Messenger RNA from Biomphalaria glabrata, 7131 nucleotides. RefSeq names its product glutamate-rich protein 3-like. Gene Ontology annotation, molecular function: protein binding. The record is from RefSeq and is a predicted model, not a curated record. NCBI's taxonomy places the organism in Eukaryota, Metazoa, Mollusca, Gastropoda, Planorbidae. The transcript is spliced from 26 exons. Bases 223 to 4467 code for a protein of 1414 amino acids.
CUGGGUUUUAAAUGGAGAGAUCACAGACAGACGGCACCAAGAUCUUGAUCUGUCACGUGAUUCUCCCGGACGACGAGUUGUUUUGUUAUGGCGGAGAAUCAAAGAAUGUAAAUCUAGACGAACACUAAAGUCAAAAGCGACAUGGAUUAAUUGAAGUAUUGUUUAAAUAAUAUGUACAGUUAUUAGUCUCGUAUUUUUGUAGAAUACUCCGAGAAACUUAACAUGAGCCACAUUGACCAGGGACCUUUGUCCCAUUACAACAGUCUUGUAGACAGUAAUUUGUCAGGAUAUUUCACCAGUACUCGGAUGCGCAGGCAUUUAAUAAAAGCUGGCUUGAUCAAUCGAGAUGGUCACAUAGUCUCAGAGAAUACUUACAGAUUGAACAUGUGUCGUAGGGAGCACAAGCAGCAUGUGAAGGAAAUGCUGGCACAGGCCAUUGUUCACAAGACACUUGACCUGGAGAGAAUGAGGCAGGCUGAGAUUAGGAAAAAACUGGAAGAAAUAGCCAAGAUAGAAUUAGUCAGAAGAGUUAGGAUGUCAAGGGAACGAAAACGAGAUACAGAUAUUCUCCCAUACAUUAGCCCUCGAUCAGAGUCUAGGAAGAGGGCCAAGUCAAACCCAAGUAGCAGUGAGAGUUACAAGAACAGAUCAACUAGCGCCCCAUCAAAGCACAAAACCAGACCUGUCUCUUCUUUAUCCUCCAACUAUGAUGAGGAUGAUGAAGAUGAGGUUGAAUACCUGGAUGAUAAUGGACAGCCCAUUGCUAAACAUUCAGCUAGAUCUAGAGAAUCUUUAGAUACCAGGCAGUUGUAUGGAUUAGAUAGUGCAGCUUUAAGAAAGUAUGCUAUGGAGGUGGCUAAGCUGAAUCAGAGAAAGCCUCAUGAGUCUCCUUACCUAAUGCCUCAAGUGCCUCUCCCUCCCAAGUCUCCAAGGAGUGAACGAAUGCCUCGCAGUUCUCGACGAUACAGAAAUGCUUUAGAGCAAAGCAAUGGCUCCUCUCCUAAAAGGCCAUUUACAGCAAAUCCCACCUACUUACACCCAGCCAGCCCCACCCGUAGACACAUCCUCUACCAGCCGCUGAAUAGCAACUGUUUAGUUGAGCUUAAGUACCUUGGGAGCAAGCUCCACCUUGCCAGGGAACAGUUUGACAAGAGGCAGGAGAUCCUGGUGGAGCAGCAGCACUGUGGAGGCAAUACUUUGAUUGUGUUUAAGGAUAAACUGGAAGCUGGACAAAUUUUUUCCUUCAACUCACAUCGACACAGAGGUUACCCAUUUGCUUUGACUAUUUACAUUGAUGGUAAAGCUGACUGCCGUGUCAGCACCUGCUGUGAGUACCGCCACCAGGGAUACAAGCUCUUUGGUAAAAAUGGACAUUUCACUUUCUACAAAGUUUCCAAUGCUUCUCCAUGCUACAAAUGCAGGGUAGAAAAGAGUCUGAAGAAAAAGGGCACAAAGACACAGGCAGUGAAAGCCAAGACGUCAGAAAAGGAAGAUGAAGGCUUUGAUGAAGUUGAUCAAGGCCAAGAAGAGCAACCUAUGUCACCAAAACAGGAAAAAGAAGAUGAAAAGAAGAAUCAUCCCAUAAUUCCUGUAGAACAUGACGUGAAAGCUAGCAGUACAUACGAUGAUGAUGAUUUUGAAUCAAGCAGUCAGAGUAGUCAUAGUAGUCGCAGCAGAAGCAGUAGUCGUAGCAGCAGCAGAAGUCGUAGCAGCAGCAGAAGUUCAAGGUCAGGCUCAGAUGAGGAAGCACCCAACCAAGGAGUACAACAGCAGUCACCUAAAAUUGAAAAUGCCAAGAAAGUCGAUAAAGACCAAAGAAAGAAAGAAGAAGGAGUCAAGGAAACUGUGCAAGAAGUGGAAACUAAAGAUGAAGUUUCAUCAAAACCUUUGUCAAUGAAGUAUAGUGACACUAGUGACAGUAGCAGUGAGGCCAGUGACACAGAGGAGAAAUCUAAACAGACUUCUAAGAGCUCUGCCCCUGUAGCAGCACCACAGAUAGUUGAAGUGAAACAUGAAGAAAGUGACAAUGAAGGUAAGGACUCCCCAGUUGUGGUAAAGAAAACAUCUUUAACAGAAUCUACUUCAAGUCUGUCUGGAUCUUCAGACUCAUCGUCAUCCUCCUCAGAAGAUUCAGACAGUGAGCAUUCCGGCUCCACAAAGUCACCAAGAGAGGUUACCCCUGUUAAGAAGUUGAAAGAGGAAUCAGAAACAAAGAAGGAAAAAGAACAGCAUGUCACUGAGCCUGUGACAUUUACCUUUGAGCAUUCCACUGGUGAGAAAAAGGUUGAGACCAAGGACUCUCAAGCGCCCGCAUUUCAUUCCCCACCAGCUCAUGACACACACCUUGAGAAUGAAUCCAGACUGAAACACAAUGAAGAGGCAAAGCCUUCAACCUCAAUCACUCAGAGUUCCACAAUGCCAGAAGUGAAGAUGGAAGAUGUGAGACGAGAGAGGAGGAGCUCCACUGCCUCCACAGCAUCAGCCUCAUCCUCAACCAUUUCUUCUUCAGGGUCUUUUUCAUCCUCUUCCUCAUCAAGCAGUGAGGAUUCGAAAUCAGAGAACCAAACAUCUAGGUCAAGGGCAGAUGGUAAUCCACCUCAAGAGGAGCCUGUAAUAGAAAGUGCACAAGCAAAGAAUUCUUUUGAGUUUGCUGAGAAGAUUAAAAUCAAAGAAACAGAAGACACUUCCAGGAUGGAGGAAAAAAUUGAUGUGACUGUUGCCAUAGAAACUGUUCCACAACCAGAAACGAAGGGAGAUGAUCCUGUACAGAGAAGGAAUUCUGAUGUGUCUGUUUCCUCUCUGGACUCUUCAUCCUCCUCCUCUGUUUCCUCUUCAUCUACGGAGGGCUCACUGGUCAUUAAAGAUGAAGGGGGCGCUCUAGUCCUAGAAGAUGAAAAGGUUUUACUGGUACAGAAAGAUGGAGGAGAUGUUCAGGUAACUGAAGGUAAUGCUGGUGUCAAGCAAUCAGAUCAAACGAUUCAUCGGAAAGCAAUGGAAAAUAUUGAUGAAAUCCAAGAAAGCCUCUCAGAAUCUGGUUCUAAAGAAAGUCAGAUCCUUGAUAACUCUGAAAAACCUAAAGAUGACAUUGAGCUUGUGAAUGUUCCUUCUAUUCAGCGUGUAGUUGCACCUAUCACCAUGACUGAUAAUGAAAUUAAGGAGAUUGAAGAAACAAAUGAAUCAGAAGAUAGUUCAUCCAGUGACAGUGAAUCUGACAGUAGCAGCAGUAGUGAAAGUAGUGGUAGCCAGAAAGGUAGCAGGCCAGGUAGCAGUGCAUCAAACAAAAGUAACGAAGAGAAAGACAAACUGAAACUGGCACUCUCUCCAGUCAUCACCAUACAACAUGCAGAUACUUACAGUUCAAAGCCAUCUGAAAGUCUGGAGCAAACCAAUCCAUCCCCAGCACCAUAUGAAGUACCACAGCCACCAACAAGCUCCCAUGUACAUGAUACAAAGUUUGACAAAGAGGAUGAACUCAAGCAGAGUGAAGUGGAUAAGACAUCUCAAACACUUAUUAAUGAUACUAAUGAAGACAGUGUGACAUCCGACAGUCAAACCAAUGCGCCAGUACACUUUGUGAGGUCCCAUCCACCAGAGCCCAGGGAGGGCAGCAUUCUGUAUGAACUAGAGAAGGGUCAUCAGAUAGUGGACCUCAAGAACAUUAAACUAAACAAACUUCAGAUUCAGGAAGCUGUAGAAUUUCUCAAGGCGAAGCAAUCCAUGAGUCAACUAAGUCUGGUCAACUGUGACCUGCAUGAUCAGGACAUUCAGAUGUUAAAAGAUGCUGUAAUAGCCUCUCCGUCCAAACCUGUGGUAUUGAACUUGAGUGAAAAUCUGUUGACGUCUGCUUGUGUCCCACACAUACUGGAUCUUGUGAAAAGAAAACCGUCCAUAGAAGCUGUCUUACUUACAGGUUCUAACUUAGGAGAUAAUGGAGUGAAACAGUUAGUGGAUGGUCUACUGGAGCAAUACAAGGACUCAUUCCAAGUUGAUGGCGAAGACGUACAAAGUGGGGAAGAUGGCAGCAAAGGUCUGUGUGAACUGGAUCUUGCCAACUGUAAUAUCGGGGAUGAAGGUAUAGAAGCCCUUGGCAGUCUGAUUCGCUCUGGGAUGGCCAUAGACACACUGAACCUGUCUUUAAACACAGCUGUAACUCAGAAGGGCUGGGUAAGUUUUGCCCAGGCCCUGUCUAAGGCCAAAGUCCUUGAGACUCUGGCGCUGGACAAUAAUGACAUAGGAAAUGAAGGCUUGGAGGAGAUUGCCCGCAGCUUGUAUGACAACUCCUCCCUGGCGGCACUGGACCUGAACAACAUCCACAUAACAGACAAGGGAGGUAAAUAUCUGGUCGAGCUCCUGAAAAGAAACACUUUUAUCCUGGAAAUCAACCUGCAAGAGAAUUCUCUUUCAAAUCAACUGGUAGAAGAUAUUAACAAAUACAUCUCUCUAAAUAAAUCUAUUAAUAAGGACUAAUUGGUAGCUUUAAUAAUUAGUUGCUACUAUUUUAUGUUAUAUUUAUUUUUAAUGUUUACCACCUGGUAAGACAAUAAGUUAGCUCCCUUGCAAUGUUUAACUUUCAUAAAUAUGCACAUAUAUAAGUAUUGCUUUUAUAUAGACUGAUAUAUUGUGUUAACAUAGAAAUGCACAAAACUAAAGUAAGGUUUUGUUUGACAUAAGUUAAGCAGUUAUAAUAAAGUGAAGUGUUUUUAUAUAGGUCAAUGUUUUAUAUAAACUUUUUUUUUCCUAUUGCUGCUUGUAACUAGACAUAGAAAAUUGUUACUUUCAGUCUGUCUGUACCAUGUUUCUCAACCAAGCAGGACUUGUUAAGUUAGUAAAAUAUCCCUUUUAGACCAUGCGAUCUAUAGGGCAGAUAAUGUUAAGGUCUGAACCUGGAGUCCUGGGCUCGAAUCUCGAUGGAGAUUGGGAUUUUGUAACUUCUGGAUUUUUAGGGCGCCCCUGAGUCCACCCAACUUUAAUUUGUACCUGACUUUAGUUAGGGGAAAGAAAAGGCGUUUAGUCGUUGCACUGGUCAUAUGACACCCUGCUUGUUAACUCUCGGCCAAGAAAUAGAUGACCUUAAAAAGCAUGACUUGGGUGAACCUUUUAUUUCUUCCUGUUCACACAUAUUUAAUAGUUGUUUUUUUUCUGCCCUAAUUAAAGUUAGUUUUGAGAAUCCUUAACCUGUUUGCCAAGUGCCAUGAGGCGGCUGGAUUGAGAACCACUAGUUCAAAUCUUUUACUUCCACUUUUAAGUUCUUGGAAUUCUGUCAAUCAAACCUCACUGGACUGUGUAAGUCUGAGUCCCAUGUAGACAACCUCCAGUCAUGUAACCAGGGUUAGAGUCAUGUUGUAAACCUAGUGUUUGCUCUAAGUGAGGUCAGUUUUGCAAUCUUAUUUUAUGUUCCAUUAUUGUCUAUAUAUACAUCCUAUGAACAAGUUUAUUUAUAUAAUGUAUUUUUGGGCAGAAUUUCUUAUGCUUUGCAGAUAUGCAAUAUUAUAACUCCAACAGAAUACAUGAUAACAUGAUAGAGCAAUACAUUAUCAAAUUUACAACUUUUAAUGAAGUUUUAAUGCUACAGGGUAUAUGUGAAAGCAUUAUUUUUUGUAAUGUAUUCUUUCUUGAAUGAACCCAAAAAUCAUUUUGCAAGUCUACAUGAUAGAAAAUGUAUAUUGUUAUACUUUUACUAUUGGUGGGAAGCUUGGUCGAAAGGCUAAGUGCGCUUGAACUUGGCUUGUCUUGACCUAGAAGGGGGCUCGAGGUUCGACACCCGACUCGGGCAGAGUUGCGUUUACUGAGCGCCUAAGGGCAGCACGGAAAACCAACUCCUAGAUACCCCCUCCCCCCCACUGGUCCAAAAAUGAGAUUGGACCAAAGCGCUCUGAGCAUGCUAUAAGCAUGAAAGUAGCGCUAUAUAAAAGCUAUAAUAAUACUUUUUACUAAAACUUGAACAAAUGAAUUUCAAAACAAACAGAAAUAUUCUGAAUUUGUUUUUCACAAUUUGCCUUCAAAUCAAUAUCUCUUAAUGAUCCUGAGAGCCUGAGAAGAAAAAGUAUGAUCAUUGAAUGGUCCAGCUACCUUGGCACAUUGUACUUUUAUUUUUGAAAUCCUGUGAUAAGAUUUGAAAUGUCAAUCAAAACUGUUCUGAAACCAAAGCCAUUGUUUGUGCCACAUUGUUGUGGGUAUGACUCUAUUUAAAUCAUCCACUUUUUUUUUUCAUGUUUAAUGGUUAUUAUUAAUUAAUAUUUAAAUUAUUUCUGUCUCAGUGUUUUAUUCAAAUAUUUUCUUACAUUAUAAUUGGAUAUCAUUUCUUUUGUACGACUAAUCCUGAUUGGGCAGUAUGGCGUAAUGCCUCAUAGCCUCCAUGUAAGUCGAGGGACUGUCCAGAUACAUCCCCUGUUAGUUCCUGGAGUGCUUAAAGACACCAGAAUUUAUCAGUUAGAAUCUUAUGAUUGACAAACAUUUGUUUUAAAGCAUUUUUUUGUUUCAGAUGAGGUGGUGGGGAUAUAUGUAUACCUUAGUAUUUAUACACACGUUUUUUAAAUACAUUUUUUUUAUUGAUAUAUCUUUGUCACUUUGAUAAAAUCAAAAUGCAUAAAGGAAACUACAUUUAAAUAAGACACUCUUUUAUAGAAGGAUGAAAUGGUUCUGGGGCAAGGUACUUUCAUAGACAAAUAUAUAUAGGUUUGUGGGGACACUAUUCCUUCAACUUUUGCAGUUUUACUUUCCCUGUCAUUUUGAAGUUACUCUCUUAAUAAAAAAAUUCUACCCUGAAAUUUAAAGCAGAAAUUCCCUUAAGACAUCACUAUUGAGAAGCAUAUUAAAAUAGUUCUGAAAUUUCCAAUCAUUUCAAGUUCAGAGAGAUGAUUUUUUUGUUCUCUUUUCAAUCUUCUGUUAAUGCAAUGCUUUGGUCUAAAAAAAUAAAUAAAUAAAAGGUCCCAUAUUUUAAUCUUGAAUCCCUCUGACUUUAUUAUUUAUACCACUUGUGACACAUGAUUGUUGCUUUCUAUUCACAUAGAAUUGAGUUUCUUUGUGGGUUUGAAAUCUGUCCAUUUGUUAUUGUUUUUUUUUUCAACUUGUUCAAUUUUAUUAUCUGUGAUAAUGUCUUAGUUACAUAGUCAGAGUAAACAAACAAAGCUA